UAUUUUGGUUCUUCUUCAGGGUCGAUUAUGUGAACGGAAGUGUUCUUCAACUGUGUUUCUGUGGAUUUGGUUGUGUUAGCGAAGAUGGCCUCUCGGAGCCAUACGGAAUUCUUCAUAUGCAUGCGGAACAAAGCGUCCAUGAACCGGCACUACCUUGCCGAACAGGUCACCAACGAGAGAGAUACUUUAGUGGAGCAUGAAAUGACGGAUGUGGAGCUUAAUGCCGGCUCAAGGCUUCUUGGUGGACAAAAACCACCGGAAUGGCUCGAUGCGCUCGACGACGUGCAAUGUCACUUGGACAGAUUACCGAAAAAAAUCACGGAACUGGAAACCCUACAUGAUAAACACCUCAACAGACCCACGUUUGACGACUCUGCGGAAGACGAACGGAGAAUAGAAACGUUGACCAAAGAAAUUUCGCGAAUAUUUUCGCAUGCUCAAGGAUUACUUCUUGAGAUCAAGGCGAAACCGCGCGGAAAAGCCGAGGAAGAAAUUCUUCGGCAGAACGUGAUGCGGUCUGUUGCCAUGGCUCUGCAGGACUAUUCUGCAUCUUUUCGGCAGGUGCAAUCGUCUUACGUGCGAGCUUUGAAAAGUCGAGAGGAUUGGUCAGACCCAUAUUUUGCCGUGCCUUCGAAAAUGGCGGCAGAGGACGAUUUGAAUGCUACCUACAGUAAUGGCUUGGAGGAUGCCCUGCGAGAUCCGUUAUUUGGCAUCAAAUCUCCAGACUCUGUUGGUGGAAUCGGGUCUCAGCGACAGUUGUUGCUUCGGAUGGAAGAGGACACGUCUUGGGCCGAUCAGCGAGACAAAGAAAUCAGUCAAAUCGUGAAGUCUAUCGUGCAGCUAAACGAGCUUUUCCGGGAUCUUUCACAAAUGGUUGUUGAACAGGGUACUGUUCUCGACAGAAUCGAUUACAACAUUGAGAACUCUUCAGUAAGUGUUCAUGAAGGGCUCCAGCAGUUGCGGAAAGCGGAGACAUAUCAGCGAAAAAACCGCAAAAUUCUCUGCAUCAUGGCAUUGGCCGGUACUUCGGUGUUCCUUCUCAUCAUACUCGUUUUGGAUGGACGAAAUGCCGUGCUUUCGAACAGCCGAGGAGAUAGAACAACCCCAACUGUCGUAGCGGUUUCAAGUGAGGAACGAUUGAUAGGUGCUACUGCUAAGCAACGGAUUGGUCGACCAGGAAUAGAUAUAGUACAGGGCAUGAAAGCAUUGGUCGCCAAUCCUGAUCCUGCGCAAAGCCUUUCUUUAUGGCCACACAGUGGUUUUGUAGCCACAGUUGAGUCCGGGCCGGUUUUUGCGCUAACAAAAGCUGGCGACAGUCAAGAGGUGAUGAGUGUUGAAGAGGCCCUGAAUAUUGUGUUCAACGAGUUUAUGGAAAUCGCUCGGAGCCAAGUGACGAAAUUGGACGAAAACCUAAAAGCUGUACUGACUGUUCCCGUGGAAUUCGACGACCAGAAAACGGAUAUCUUGAAGCGAGCCGCUGCCAACGCCGGUUUUAAUGUAAUUCAAGCAAUUGCUGAACCUGCUGCCGCGGUCCUUGCUUAUGAUAUCGCACAGAAGGACUCUCUCUGCACCCCGACUUGUUUGGUGUACCGUGUCGGUGGAACCACUAGCGAUAUUACCAUUGUCAGUACAACUUCUGGACUGUACUCGAUAGAGGGUCACAGAUAUUACGCAACUCUCGGUGGAGAUUUGUUGACCAAAGCGCUGGCAGAUCAUUUCAGAUCUGAAUUUAGUUCUAAAUACAAGAUGGAUCCUUGCGAGGAUUCCCGCCGGGCAUACCAUAAGCUUUUUGCCGCAGCCGAGGAGUGCAAACACGUUUUGUCAACCCUGCCUUCGUCGAGUGCUUUCGUGGAAAGUCUCCGAGACGGAGUGGACUUCUCUUCAAACGUGACGAGGGCCCGGUUUGAGAGUGUCGCCAACGUCCACUGGGACCGCUUUUUAGUUCCUGUUCGAGAGAUACUCGCAGAUGCUGGGCUUGGGUUUGAUGACAUCGACGUGGUCAUUUUGGCUGGAGGAACCAUGAAAAUCCCCAAGCUGCAAAAACUAGUGAAAGAUAUGUUUCCAGAAAACACGACGUUGUGUUUUAGCAUACCUGCUGAUGAGGUUGUGGCCGUUGGUGCGGCUCAGCAGGCCGGAAUAAAGGCAAACUCUGCGUUAUCUGCUCCGCCUGCAUUGACAGAACUUGUUUGUUUGUCUCGUGGAAUUUUCUUUCAGAUCGGCGAAGAAGGAAAACCAAGGUGCUUAUUAGCAGCGAAAACAUUAAUACCGGCGCAUCAUGUGGAGCAUUUAAAUGACAACAUCGAAGAGGGACGAAUUUCGCUCAAGUUUUUUGAAGCAGAUUGUUUGAAGGAGUGCCAUGCUGAAACUGCGACUUUUUUAGGAAGCUUGACUUUAGAUUCACUCGCGGAGGAUGCUCACGUCAACGUUUCGUGUAGUGUUUCCAAAAUUUCCAGCGGGGUAAAUCAUUAUUUAAUCCUGACUUCUCGCUCGUCGAGAGGAAGUGAUCUGCGUAUCUGUGAAUGGGCUUUGGAGAAAAUGCCCGGUGCCUUGUCACUCAGUGCACUGGCGUCAUGCGUCAGCUUCUGGGUCACAAUUCGAUUGGUGCGGAAAUUUAAGAAUACUUUCAUUGCCGCCGGGAUUUCCGGAAAAGAUUUGUGCAAGAAAGACCAUCCUGUGAUACCCGAAGCAUGUGGCGUUUUGUCAGGCUGCAUAUUCCUUGUGGUAAUGUCAGCGCUGUUACCAGCGACCUUUGGGCACCAUUUGAUCUCUGGGAACAAGAAUGUAUUUCCGUACCAUGAGUUUGUGGAACAUCUCGCUGGGAUGUUGUCAAUUUGUUGCAUGAUCCUUCUCGGAUUUGCCGACGACGUGUUGAACCUUCGUUGGAGACACAAGAUACUGCUGCCUAUGCUUGCAGCCCUGCCGUUGCUUUGCGUGUACCUGGUGAAUUUUAAUUCAACCACGAUAAUUAUUCCGCGUCCUUUGCGUGUUUUGUGUGGAUCCUCCAUUGAUCUAGGAAUGUUCUACUAUGUGUACAUGCUUCUCAUCACGGUAUUCUGCACAAAUGCCAUCAACAUUUACGCUGGGGUCAACGGUCUGGAAACGGGUCAAACUCUGGUGAUAGCUUUAUCAAUUGCGCUGUUCAACGUUGGGGAGCUGAUACUCGGGAUUGACCCCGCAGCACACGCCUUGUCGCUGUAUUUCAUACUUCCCUUUCUGGGGACAACUGGAGCAUUGUUCUACCUAAAUUUUUAUCCUGCGGAAGUUUUUGUGGGUGAUACUUUCUGCUACUUUGCCGGGAUGACAAUAGCUGUCGUGGGAAUCCUCGGUCAUUUUUCCAAGACGGUGAUGUUGUUUCUGUUGCCGCAACUUGCGAACUUCCUUUACGGGUUGCCGCAGUUGUUCAGGUUAAUCCCUUGUCCGCGACACAGGCUUCCGAGAUUUAAUCCCGAGAAAGAUGUGGUCGGCGUUAGUUCUGUGGUUUUCAACGACAAGCGUAUCGGACGCAUCGGAAGUGCCUGCCUGAAGAUCUAUAGAAUGCUCGGCAUAAUUCACUACGAAGAAGGUGUUGUGGAUUAUUCUCCGAAGGAGGUUGGGGAAGGAGACAAAGUCGAAGACCGUGGAGAUGGAAACGGGUUGGUGAGGUGCAACAACUUGACGCUCAUCAACCUGUAUUUGAAAAUAUUUGGGUCAACAUCUGAGCACAACCUCGUGACUGGCUUGUUGAUUUUUCAAGGUCUCAGCAGCUUAGUGGCGUUUGUGAUUCGAUAUCCACUUGCGGGACUGUUUUACGAUACGUGAAAAAAUGACUGCGUUCAGAUUGUGCUGGUCAAUCGGGCUGCCGUGUGUUGUCGUCUUGUUACCACGGGAAGCUUUCCCUGUUUGUCUGUUUUUGAGUGUGCUGUGUCGAUGAAGCGCGCUAAUGUGAGACUUUCGUGGCAUUGGAGAGGAAAGUGGCUUGAUAUCUUGAAAA
Molecule: messenger RNA, 3970 nt
Organism: Notodromas monacha
Lineage: Eukaryota; Metazoa; Arthropoda; Ostracoda; Podocopida; Cyprididae
Source: the annotation of a GenBank genome assembly